Osmia bicornis bicornis is the source of this 2549-nucleotide messenger RNA. Its product is annotated as putative glutathione-specific gamma-glutamylcyclotransferase 2. Gene Ontology annotation, molecular function: glutathione specific gamma-glutamylcyclotransferase activity; gamma-glutamylcyclotransferase activity. The coding region runs from base 1353 to 2096 and encodes 247 amino acids. The transcript is spliced from 4 exons. Lineage: Eukaryota; Metazoa; Arthropoda; Insecta; Hymenoptera; Megachilidae. Gene Ontology annotation, cellular component: cytoplasm. Gene Ontology annotation, biological process: glutathione catabolic process. The record is from RefSeq and is a predicted model, not a curated record.
GUGCAGAAGUUGGUUCAACAUCUUUUACUUUAUAAAGUAAUUAUAUACUCGUUCCAAUUCAACUGCAAGUUAUUUUUUCAAUUGAAACAAUGUCUUAUUUUCAACCAUCUACUUGAUUCCCGCCAAUUUUACAUUGAAACUUUUAAAACUAGGUUAUUAUAUAAUUGUGAUCUAAUCGUGUUGAGUGCAGUUUAAGUAAUAGAGAAUUGUCGUGUCUAUACAAUUUGGGUAUGCAGCUUGGAUCAUACGUCAAUCGUACUUGGGGUUUCAUCAUCCGUCUCAUCCGUUCUCCCACUCUCUCUUCAUACAAUCGCUCCUCCUUCUCCAACCAUUACCUUUUUCCUAUUCCUUUCCUCGUUACCUUACUUCCAUCUCUUUUUAUGAGCAGAGGUAUACGCCCGACAGCCGGCAGUCUCGGUCAAGCUUCCGUAAGGUGUAUUACAUUCGGCUAUUUUCUAAAUUUUCUUCAUAUAUUUUGUGUACAAUAUUUUUCACAAUUUCAAUGAAAUAUCUACAAAAAUUGUGUCAAUUAAUUCUACGUACAGGAGCUUUAAAGUACAUAAAUACUAUAAGAUACCACCGUCCAGUUUUUGAUGAAUCUUCAAAGAAAGCAUGGAUCAAGCAAAAUUUCACUGAACAUUUGGAUGAUUGACGGAAGUGAAACUUAAACAACGAUAAAAAACCAGAGAUACAAUAGACUCAAACUGAAAGAUGGUAUCAAAAAUAUUGAAGAACCGCCAAGGGAAAGAUAAAAAGAGAAUCCCGCACACGUGGUCUACCGAUGAGUAGAAUAACAAUACUCGUAAAAUCGUCCAAGAAAAGUAGGAGGAAGAAAAUUAUAAUGUGGUAGUGGAACUGAGAGUUUCUUUAUAGUUAAGCUUUAAAGUGUGAUCGUGUUGGGGUAAAAGCCCAGUAAAGCCACGUGCCGCGCACUCGCCAAAUCGAUGAUUAUUCUACGUUGCAACGUUCAACAGAUAAAGAAACAAAAAAGAAGUUUUUCUUCUUUCCCGAUCGACGAUAAUUCUAAAGCACAUUGACUGUGAAAUUAUUUAUAUUUGAGGUCAGUUUAUGCACACAAGCACAAAAAAGAAGAUACACUAAUAUAAUUAUCAAAUGUCAAAUAUUAGAGAACUGUCUUUUUAGACAUUAGUAAAUAUUACCAAAUGCGUGUAUCGGUGUAGAAAUAGAGAAGCUUCUAUAAGAUUGUUUUAAGCUUAUAAGAUAAAAGUCAACAAGAUAUGCUUCAUUUUCAAAUUCAACAAGAUAAGAUCAUUUUUUAAAAUAAAAGAUCGAUCAAGUAAAGUUUUACGUCUAUAUUCAAACUGCGAUCCUACGUUUUUCGAACGUUUAAAAUGGAAAGCAGAAACGAGAACACGGGCCUCUGGGUGUUCGGAUACGGAUCUCUGUGCUGGUAUCCCGGUUUCGAAUACAAAAGAAGCAUCGUAGGAUACAUAAAGGGCUUUAGCAGGAAAUUCUGGCAAGGCAACACAACCCAUCGCGGUACACUUGAAAACCCUGGACGUGUAGCUACAUUGGUGGAGGACACAGAGGGCAUUGUUUAUGGGCGAGCGUUUGAAGUCCAGGAUAACGCGGCUCUACCAUAUUUGGAAAAUCGUGAAUGCACUUUGGGAGGAUAUAUGACAACGAUUACAGCAUUUUAUGGCCGCGAAGGAAACGGAAACUUUCCUGUCGUCAUUUAUAUAGCUACUAACAGAAACGAACACUGGCUUGGCGAAGCGCCCCUACAGCACAUAGCGAAACAAAUCUCCGAAUGUUCUGGACCGAGCGGUCACAAUGUUGAAUAUCUAUUACGAUUAGCAGAGUUUAUGCACCGUUAUCUGCCAGAAGCUCACGACGAACAUCUGUUCACACUGGAACUGCUAGUGCGUUCGAGGAUAAAAGAGAAAAAUAUGUGUCUCACGACGCUAAUGGGUGACCGAGACUUUAAUAUCGACCUCGAGAAUGUUGAAAUCGAUGUCAGGGAUGAGGAGGACAACGAUUUGGUCGGUAAUGACGCUGCCAACAAUCUCAGGGAGAAUUCCUUCCAAUUUAUCUCACAAGUACCUGAUAAACUUCUGCGUUGUCUCAAAAUGUAGAUCGUAUUUAUAAUUCCGUUGCUCGUUAUAUUUAUUUGGAUGGAGAAGGAGGCAACACGUAUAUGUAAUUCGUGGCGAGCACACGAGAAAAACUUUUAAUUAUCCUUCGUAGAUAUUAAUGUGAAAACAUUCGUAUCGUCCGAGAAUAGCGAACUGAAUAAGGAAAGUCAUUAUUCCCGGAUAUUUUGGCUGUGAUACGAAUGUACUAUAUUUUAAGAAUUGUAACGAGUAAUGUUUCGGCAGCUUCCUGUUAACAAUGUACAUUUAUAUACGUUUGACUACGGCACUAUUGUUUACGGCUAUAUUUUCAUAGCCAAACUCGUGCCUUGAUAAAAAACAAACAUUUAGCGCAAGUGCUCGUUCCUAUCAUGUUUUUAGUUAUAAAUUAAUAUAGCACAAUUUUAUAUUUUCACACGUGAAACGAGCUAAUUUAUGAAAAUAGAGACAAAUAUA